AGCAGUUCAUUUGUUAUGUACCAUAUUAACUUACUUUCCAGCUUCUAUUCAUCGCUAUCAUGACAAUGCCGAAGCUGCCAUUGUGUCGAAACUUAUUUCAGGAAGCUGCAGUGUCAAUAUGAUGAAGAAACUGGCUUAUUGUCUAGCAUUACUCCCAAAAUCAAAAGGAGAUGACGAUAGCUGGUGCUUGAUGAUGCAAAAGAUCUUGUUAUUGAUAAAUGUACACCUAAAUGAUUUCUUCCAAGGUUUUGAAGAAGAAACUAAAGGUAGUGAAGCUGUUAAAGCAUUGGUUCCACCAGGAAAAGAUUCCCCACCUCCCUUAGGAGGUCAUACAUUGUUAGGCGAGGCCUUAGACAAGGCAACAAAGCAAUUGCCAAUAUCCACUAUCUCUCUGCUGAUACUAUCCUGUUGUAUGAUGCUUACAAGCCCAUAUCCUGUUCAGGUGACCGUUCCUAUUGUUCCAUUAUUAGCCCUUGUUCAUAGGGUGAUCAUGGUGGAUGGCUCUGUUCCACGUGCUUCAUUGCCCUUUAUGACUGGAAUGCAACAAGAAUUUGUUUGUUCAGAACUUCCCCUAUUGCACUUGUACAGUUUAGAGUUACUAACUGCAAUCAUUGAGGGCACACGCAGUCAACUAUUACCACAUGCUGCCUAUAUUGUACGACUCGUCAAACAGUAUUUUAAAAGAUGUGCAUUGCCAGAGUUAAGGAUAAAGCUCUACUCACUCACAAAAUCAAUGGUGGUAUCUAUGGGUGUUGGAAUGGCACUAUACCUCGGACAGGAAGUAGUCGACAAUGCAUCUGUUGAUUUGAAUCCGGUUGGUGAUGACAAUGGCUUCACAGCUUCUAUUCCAAAUCCGAAAGCUGCUUCUUUAGCAGUGAUGCAAUCUAGUCAUAGGAAAAGGAAGCACAGUUUCACUGGAUCUUUUGAGCAGCAAAAUGACAAAAUUGGUUUUGAAGUGGAAGCACUGAAAAACCGCCAACAAUCUCCGAUAGCUCUGAAGAUAGCUGCAGUUGAGGCAAUAGAAGUUCUUCUAACUGUGGGUGGUGGUUUGAGAUCAGAGUCCUGGCGACCGGCUGUGGAUUUUCUUUUGAUUUCCUUAGCAACCGAUUGUUGUAAAGAGGGGUGGGACAAUGAGGGGAAGGGUACUUCCUCUCCCAGUGGUCCAACCGUCACUUUGGCAGAUUUGCAGCUUUCAGCAUUGCGUGCACUUUUGGCAUCUCUUCUUUCCCCGUCCCGUGGACGUCCCCCAUAUUUGGCCCGGGCCUUUGAGCUUUUCCGUAGAGGAAAACAACAAGCUGGAACAAAGCUUGCUGCGUUUUGUGCCCAUGCUCUUUUAACCUUGGAGGUGCUUAUACAUCCUAGGGGCCUUCCAAUGGAACGUUUUCCUGCUUCAACUUAUAACUCCUUGGAUAAAGUUAACAACAGAUUCCCAGAAAAUGUAUACUCAGGUGGUCAGAAGCACAACACUCAGGGUCCUCCUGAUUCAGAUGAUGACGAUGACUUGUAUCACAAAUGGGUAGGUAAUGACAAUAUCGGUGAGGCCUCAGCGCUCAGCCCUAGUAAGAAAACGAAGGACAUUCCUUUUGAAACCUGGACAGGAAAUCUAUCUAUGGCUGGUUCAUCUGGCACCAAAAUUUUAGAGGGAAGCAAGGAGCAACUAGUUAUGGGGAUGAGAAGCAAUGAGGAUGAAGUAGUGGUUGAGUCACAGCAAUUUCAAGAAUCCAUUGGGCAGUUUCAGGAACAUGUCACUGAUGAUCUUGAAGGCCCCAUGUUGGGAACCAAGAGAACUGUGCCAGAUGGUGGUUUAGAUAACAAGGAACAUGAAGUAGCAUCAACUGAGGAUUUCUUGACAGAUAAGCAAGAUGGAUUAACUAACGUAGGUGGAAAAGUUGCUGGAGCAUCAUCUUCUGAUAAAGGUAAGUCAUCUGUAUUUGAUUUGGACUAUGACUCGUCCAUGGAUUCGUUUCCUGAUAUCGUAAAUGGAGAUCCUGAUUCUGAUGUGGAGGAAUUAGGAUGAAAUAUCAAUCAAUUUAUAUGACAGUCUAAAGGAGAUGUUAUCUGUAAAAGUACAGAUAUUCCAGUUUUGAGUUUUGAUAUCAUGAAGCCCUUGUCAGCAAAAGUCUAUUUAUUUAUUUUUAAAUUUAAUUUAAUUAAUUUUUUUUUUUAAAUCUUUAUAAUAUAUUGUGUCUCAUAUGUAAUUAACAUUUGAAGUG
Molecule: messenger RNA, 2213 nt
Organism: Pistacia vera
Lineage: Eukaryota; Viridiplantae; Streptophyta; Magnoliopsida; Sapindales; Anacardiaceae
Product: proline-, glutamic acid- and leucine-rich protein 1-like
Exons: 9
Coding region: 119-2017 (632 amino acids)
Biological process (GO): rRNA processing
Cellular component (GO): nucleus
Source: RefSeq, a predicted model, not a curated record